Triticum turgidum subsp. durum (durum wheat) is the source of this 1797-nucleotide messenger RNA. The record is from the annotation of a GenBank genome assembly. NCBI's taxonomy places the organism in Eukaryota, Viridiplantae, Streptophyta, Magnoliopsida, Poales, Poaceae.
AUGCCGGCGGUGAUGGCCGGCGUCGACGGCGGCGGUCGAUCCCUGGAUUGCCGCAGCUUCUGGAAGGCCGGCGCCAGCGAGGGCCCCUCCGCCCCCAUCCGCGAGUUCCACGAUGCGCUGGAGACAGGGGACUUCGACCGCGCCCGCGUGCACCCCAAGUUCCUCCACACCAACGCCACCUCCCACAAGUGGGCGUUCGGAGCUAUAUCUGAACUUCUUGACAAUGCGGUAGAUGAGAUCUGCAAUGGUGCCACAUUCAUAAAAGUGGAUAAAAGCACCAACACGAAAGACAACAGUCCAAUGCUAGUUUUUCAAGACGAUGGAGGAGGAAUGGAUCCCGAAGGGGUGCGCCAGUGCAUGAGCCUAGGAUUCUCAACCAAAAAGUCAAAGACAACCAUUGGCCAGUAUGGAAAUGGCUUUAAGACAAGCACAAUGAGACUCGGUGCUGACGCAAUUGUUUUUACUCGUGCAAUACGUGAAAGUAAAGUUACCUUGAGUAUUGGUUUGCUCUCUUACACUUUCCUGAGGAGAACAAUGAAGGAUGACAUUGUUGUCCCCAUGCUUGAUUUUGAGGUCCAAGAUGGCCAAAUAGCACCUUUGGUUUAUGGUUCACAGGGUGAUUGGGAUAGUAGCCUAAAGAUAAUACUUGACUGGUCCCCUUUUUCUUCGAUGGAAGAACUGCUACAGCAGUUCGAGGAUAUGGAUAGUCAUGGAACCAAGGUGGUGAUAUACAAUUUAUGGAUGAAUGACGAUGGCCUUUUAGAACUUGACUUUGAUGAUGAUGACGAGGACAUAUUGCUUCGGGAUCAAGGUCAAAACAGUGGGGCGUCAACGAAGAUUCAAAAAGAAAUUAUUCAGCAACAUAUAUCUCACAGACUGAGAUUCUCAUUACGUGCAUAUAGCUCCAUCCUUUACCUCAAGAAGUUUGAGAACUUCCAAAUUAUACUAAGAGGAAAGCCUGUCGAACAGAUAAACAUUGCCAAUGAGCUGAAGUUUAAGAAAGUAGUUACUUACAAACCUCAAGUUGCCCAUGAUUCUCAAGUGGUGUCAGUGAAGGUAGAUAUUGGCUUUGCAAAAGAGGCUCCUGUUUUGGGCAUUUUUGGGAUUAAUGUCUACCAUAAAAAUCGAUUAAUCAUGCCAUUCUGGAAGGUCCUUCAAGAAGCAUCUAGUAGAGGGAGAAGUGUUAUAGGUGUACUUGAGGCAAAUUUUAUUGAGCCGGCACAUGACAAGCAAGAUUUUGAGAGGACUCCACUGUUCAUUAGGCUGGAAACAAAACUGAAACAAAUUAUCGUUGAUUAUUGGAAAGAAAAGUGUCAUCUAAUAGGUUACCAGCCAAUCGAUCCGAAAUUGAGAUCCCAGUAUAAGGCUGCUCUUAAAGAUUCGGGCGGCCCUAGUGUGAAGAUUCGGCAUGAAGCUUCCACUGCUCAGAAGACUGGAGGGCACCUCUCAAAUUUGCUCCCACAGACAUAUGAUGAUGAAGCAGCUUUUAGACUGACAGCUAACAGGGCAGGUUCUGCUUUGCAUUCGUCUGGCCAAGGUAGUAUGGACUCAGCAGGCUUGGAAGAGGAUCUGGUAGAUAUUGGCUCUCUUGGUGUUCUUGAUCCCAGUUGCAAUGAGAAGUUGAGUGAAGAAAAUUUGGUUCUGUUCACAAGGCGUGAAGAUCUUCGGCAACGAGAUACACAGUUGAAGCAGACGAUUGGUGAGCUGGAGCAUGAACUAGAGGAAACAAGAAGGAAGUGCUCUCAGCUCGCAGCUGAGCUGCAGUUGCGGAGGAGUCAGCAACAACGUUACAUGUGA